Messenger RNA from Sebastes umbrosus (honeycomb rockfish), 2262 nucleotides. It is a transcript of the gene pwp1, whose product is annotated as PWP1 homolog, endonuclein. Gene Ontology annotation, biological process: rRNA processing. The record is from RefSeq and is a predicted model, not a curated record. Gene Ontology annotation, cellular component: nucleus. The transcript has 15 exons. Gene Ontology annotation, molecular function: protein binding. Bases 173 to 1654 code for a protein of 493 amino acids. NCBI's taxonomy places the organism in Eukaryota, Metazoa, Chordata, Actinopteri, Perciformes, Sebastidae.
AGGUUGGUAAACGCUCUGUGGACGUCAUCUAGAUGCGUCAGAGGACCCAUUUCAACUCACAUGUACGCCCACUGUGUGCGUGCCUGAGCUACAGUAGCUUUGACAACCUGUACUGCACUAGUCUGUCUAUUUUAUUGUGAUUACUCGAUUAAACCACACGGUUUUCUCCAGAAUGAGUGCUCAGAUUACCUGUGUGGGCUGGGUUGGGAGAGGCGUUGCCAAGGAAACACCAGACAAAGUUGAGUUGAGCCAAGAGGAGCUACAGCGCAUUAUUACUGACGCAAGACAGGAGCUGGGGGCACUAGCAGCCGAGGAUGAAGAAGAUGUUGAUGAAGGUAUAGCCUGCGAGGAGACUGAUAUUAAUACAGCGGAUGUUCCUGGAGUUCCAAAGGAUGAGAAUGAAGAAGGGAAGGAGGAAGAUGACGAGCUAGCAGAGUACGGCCUGGAUAGAUACGAUGAAGAGGAUGCAGUGACCGCUAGUCUCGGCGACAGUCUGGCUGGACUCACGGUGUUCAGCUCUAAUGAGGAGGAUCCUUACAUCACCAUCAAAGACACAGACCAGUAUGAACGAGAAGACUUCCAAAUCAAGCCCGGUGACAAUCUCAUCCUGUCAGGCAGGGCAGAGAAAGACAUCUGCAAUCUGGAGAUCCACGUUUAUAACUCUGAGGAGGACUCUCUGUAUGUUCAUCAUGAUAUUCUGCUGCCAGCUUACCCGCUGUGUGUGGAGUGGUUGAACUUUGACCCCAGUCCUGGAGAAGGACCCGGUAACUACGCCGCUGUGGGCAACAUGACUCCUCAGAUAGAUGUGUGGGACCUGGAUGUGGUGGACUGCUUAGAGCCAGCCUUCUCCCUGGGGAACAAAAAGGCCUCCAAGAAGAAAAAGAAGAGCAAGAAGGGGGCAGCAGCAGAGCCUGUCGAGGGACACACAGAUGCAGUGCUGGAUUUAUCCUGGAACAAACUGGUCAGGAACGUGUUGGCCAGUGGAUCAGCAGAUGACACCGUUAUCUUGUGGGAUCUUGCUCAAGGCAAACCAGCCACCACUCUGCGCAGGCACACUGACAAGGUUCAGACGGUAUCAUUCCACCCAUUUGAGGCUCAGACUCUGAUAUCAGGAUCAUAUGAUAAGACAGUGGUCCUGUAUGACUGCCGUAGUCCGGACAACACCAACCGGACCUGGAGGUUUAGUGGUCAGGUGGAGCGUCUGACCUGGGACCACUUUUCACCCUGCAACUUCCUGGCCAGCACAGAGGAUGGAUUCGUCUACUGUCUGGAUGCACGCUCGGAUAAACCUGUUUUCACGCUGAGGGCUCAUGACGGAGAAGUGUCAGGUUUGGACCUCAGCAGCCAGGUUAAAGGAUGCCUCGUCACCUCAUCAUCUGACAAACACGUUAAGAUUUGGGACAUUUUGGGCAACAAGCCCAACCUGGUGCACACACGGGAUAUGAAAAUGGGUGUUCUGUUCUGUGCGUCAUGUUGCCCUGACCAGCCCUUCGCCUACGCCUUCGGAGGACAGAAGGAUGGCUUGCGGGUUUGGGACAUAAGUGAUGUUGCAGCAGUGGCUGAGGUCUUUGGCAAGCGAGAGCGCUUGGUGCCGAACACGGGAUCACAGGUGUCCAGCACUGCAGCCGCAGCAGACAUGGAAGUCUCAGAGUGAUGCUCGGGACGCAUCAACAACCUGUAAACACGAAUAAAACUGAGCAUCCCUGGAAACAUCAAGCUGCUCCGCUUGUUGCUGUGUUCCUCAUAGUGCAGUAGUUCAUGGGGAAAGGAUUGGAAUAAACAAAGCUGCAUUCCUGAAGGAUUUGAAAGGUUGGCCAGAAUGCAAACUGGACCUGAAACACCUGAAAAACAUGUUCAGCUUGUCUCUCUGCGCAGAUAACAACUGCAGCUUUGCGCACUCACAGAUGUGUUAAGAAAAGACAAGACCUUUCUUUCUUACGUUCACAUUAGUGAAUAUUUCCAAGAGUUUAUUGAGGCUUUUUAGGUGGAAGCAGCGAUUCAAAUAUUUGAAUUAUUCUGUUGGAAUUGUUUAUGAUACUUUGAGAUCCCUUUCAGUUAAACUUUCCCUGUACAUUUACAAAUGUAAUAUGCUACUAAAACUAUUUUCACAUGAAUAUGUGUCAUUUACAUUGUGAUAUUGCAUAACUGGGUUUCCUGGUAAUAAUAAAGCCUGUGUACUCACAUCUGGCCAAAGUAUUGAAAAAUAAUACUCAUUAAAAUGAUGUAUAUUCAAUAAAUAAAUACAGUUUAUAAAAAAAAAAA